ACCAACUCCAGUUGUCCGUGAGUUUUUCUUCGAGUCAAGUCCGUUCAGAGAGCAGCGACUGUACUCACCAGGAAAAGCUAUAUUCACACUCUACUUUUUUGAUCAAGUUUCACAAUCUCAAGCUCAAGUCUCAACUGAGAAGUGUGUGCAGUAUCGCUCCACUUAAGCCAUUGCAUAUCUCCUCCAAGAUAUAGCCUAUUAUCGCACCACGAGCGAUAUUUCGAUACAAAUAACAAAGUGAUUGCUAUAGAAACGAUUUUUUAUUCUGUUGAUCUUCAUAAUUUUUUCCUUCUGUCUACCUGAAUUGCAUUUCCGUUUCUUCAAUUUGAGUUUUUAGUUUUUUUUUAUUCUUCACUGUGUGUCUAGUUGAAUUUCCGGUUGUGAGUUUUUCCCGCGCAAAAGACAGUGUGGCAAGUUGCAGCAUAGAAAAACAUACUACAUAACAAAGAGGACAGAUAGUGUAUAAAACACUCGUGAAUUGAGCUUUAAAAAAAACAAGACUAUAUAUCGAGUUUCUAAAUCCGUUUAAAUGAGAGUUUUAAUGGAAAAUCAAUGUUUUUGCAACACCUUAGGCAUCACAGGCAUUAACGCUAAUUUAUAAAAUUCUUCAGCUGAACCACUCCUUGACCACAUUUCGAGAUCUUACGUUUAAGACAUACAACUUGGCCACACACCAUUGUCACCUUCGAUCCCAAGAUAGUUUAUGUGCUGAUGAGAAGCGCGGCAAAUCGGCCGCUCCAGCGAGUCGAGCAGCAUCCGGUAUUGUCGGAUUGGGAUAUUCGCCACGGAGGGGCACCGGAGCCACAGAUAACGGCCCUAAGAACAAGGGGGCCAUGCGUGAGGCCUUUCCGAGCCUCCCGUUUGGUUCCCCGAGCUUGGACAGAGAGCACCGCGACGGCAAAUGUGAUCGUACGGUAGAACACGACAAUAUCGCUACGUCAUCUUCAUCUGCGUCCUCAUCUUCGUCCGGCGCGACGGCCGCUCAGGCAGCCUCCAGCGCAAGCAGUGCCAGCACAGCCACCAUCGUCAGUCGCGAGGAGCAAAACCUCCUGGAUAGCUCCUCCGCCAUUUGUGACACUGCUGAGGGUAAUUCUAAACAAACAUCUGUCGGUGCCACGGCAACUAACUAUGUUCCCUCCCAUCCGGGAGAACUGGAGGAACUCCAGCAUGUCCUACACUUUCCAGAAGAAGUCGCACUAAGAAUUACCGAUGCGGAAUAUCAACUAUUUUAUCAGGUGCCUCCCGUAGAAUACUUCAAACAUGUGAUAUUAGAAUUGCAAGGCGAAACUGCUGCGGUUCCACCAACUCCUCCACCACGAUCGUCAAUACGAGGCCUCCAAAAGCGAUUCGAUGAGGUCUGCUCAUGGGUGGCACACUUCAUUGUGUCCCAAAGCUCGCAGGAUGAACGCAAAGCGGCUUUCGCGUGCUUGCUGCGUGCGGCCCUCACAUGCUGGAACAUUGGCAACUUCAAUGGUGCUCUGGAAAUUACAACAGGACUACGAUCCAUUAAACCGAAACACUUCUGGUCAUCGAGCGUGGAAAAAGGAAAGAACCCCGUGCUGGACUUCCUGUCGGCUGCUCUUGAAUCUGUCGAAUACGAAAGGGCUUUAGCAAGGGGUUUGGCUAUGCCGGAAUGUCGCGUGAUUCCGUGCUUCAAGGCGUUCCUUGCUGAACUGAAGGAGAUAAUGUCAACAGGUUUCCCCGUGGUACCGCCACACUCCUCGUGCGUUCCACCCCAAGUGGCCACCGACCCCAUUGAGAUCGAUUUCGAGCGAGUGGGGCGCAACAGUACCGCGCCCAUGGCCACAACGAUCAGCAUCAGCACCGUGGACAUUGUGAACCGGGGCGUCCAGACUGGCUCGAUGCGCAGUCCCCAGGAACAGAGGCGAGAAGUAUCCACGGCGACUGGUGGCAAGUGCCCUCAGCGGAAGGUGUUCAUUUCCGAUUACAAUGGGGAUGAUCACUAUUUUACGAAAAUCGGGUCGACAGGGUUGGGGAAUUUGGAGCAAAUCUACCGUACACAGGCUGUAAUGGAUCAUAUUGAUCUCUGCCACCAACAUCACCAUGCCCUGUGCAAGGAUUCCGCUGCAACACUCCAGGAUUAUCUGCGGCUAGCGUCACAGAGUCCGCGUCAAAUGGCGGCAGCAUGCACGUACCAGCCGGAAAUUGAGGAGCUGGAGGAGGACUACGAAGUGGAGAUUGGCAACUAUAAUCCCGUACAGCCACUCUUUCACGACCAUGGCAUUUGCAUGAUUCCCAUUUCGUCAAGGCAUCACAAAAUUGACCAUCACAUCCUUCAGAUCCUACAUCAUGGUACAACAUCUGUUCUGUGGGAGCCCGAGACACCAUCCGAAAGGUCUUGUUAUGUGUUUUUUCGUCUUGAGCGCUCAUGUUCGAUGGUGACGUGGCACAAACCGGCGUGGCGACGUCUCAAAACACAGCAAGAUUUCAAUAUGAAUAUAAAUCCGGAAGAAUUAGUUUCACCACGACUGACGCAGAAGCAAAUCCCAAGUGCUAUGGAUGUUGAAGGGCAAAACCCAACGCUGGAUGAGGGCUUUCUGGACUUGACGCUGGUCAAAGAAAUCACAAUGGGGUCACGCAACCAUGAAUAUGAUUUGGAAUUGUUGGCUGCGGGAAAAAGAUUCGGCCUGACGCAUGUUGAGUGUUGCGUCUCAAUCCUUUAUGGCAACACACUCAAUGACAAUAGGGUAUUGUGCCUCCUCUGCCCACCGAUGCUAUGCCGUUUGUGGUAUGUGGGACUGAGUUGGAUUGUCCGGGGUAUUAAGAGGCAACAGCGACUGGCCGAUCGGUCGAUGUUCUGGCUCAAGGAGCAAUACAUUCAGCUCUACUUUGAGGAUGGAUGCUGCGAUGAGCCCCUGGCUGCUGAUGCAAUUCGCAUGUUUGGCGGUCGUGAUUGGGCUAUUUCGGGCAAUACCACCCUCAGUAGUAGUCAAGCAGCUGAGGCGGCGGAUGCCCUCAGGCGGGAGGCAUCGAUUAAAUUCAAAAAGAAGCGUUCAGUUGUGAAUCUCCUGACGCAAGGUGGGACGUCGAGUAGUGGACCAGCAUCCCUCGAAAUGGAUGCAGCAACCCCCAAGGAUCAGCGAACGAAACCAAUUGAUCGGCGAAAGGAGCGCAAUGAGUCGAGUGAUCAACUGUGGCAGAAUGUGAAGCACCUGCGGGCGGGUUCAAUCACAUACGAAACACAUCUCAGCUUCCUCGACUUCAUUGCACUCUUCCGCUCAUUCAGUUUGCUGGCACGCAAAGAUCUGCGGGAUCUCUUUGAUCAGCUCUCCGUGGCACGACGCAGUAAGUCCACGUUGAAUCCUGAGAAGAGUCGCAGUGCACCCGAACUGUGUAGUGGUGUGAGACAACGAAAAAUCGCUCAAAUGCAUGUUCUAGGUCUUCUGACGCGCAAUAGCUCGCUGGAUUUGGAAUUUACCGAAGCGAAGAGUGCGCAAAAGAAGAUUUUCGACGCAAUCGCCGCAUCGAGUAUCUUGGCAAAUUGUGCUGGUAUCGAUACGUCCAAUACGCAAGUUAUCACCGUUUCCACACUCCGGAAGUACCUGGAGGCACGACAAAUGGAGGUGAAGACUGAAGAUGAGGUGAUUGCAAUUAUUCAACGACACGAACCUGACCCCACGCUUAGGGCUGAGAAUUGUCUCAGUUUCGAAGGAUUUGCGCGGUAUAUGAUGGACAAGGAUAACUAUGCAUUUGUCAAUGAGAGAGUCAUCCCAAGUACAUCAAAUAUGGAUCGUCCCAUGUCCAACUACUACGUAGCAUCAUCGCAUAACACCUACUUGACGGGUCAUCAGCUAAAAGGCGAGAGCUCUGUUGAACUCUACAGUCAGGUUCUCCUUACCGGAUGUCGGUGUGUUGAGCUGGACUGUUGGGAUGGCGAUGACGGCUCACCAGUCAUCUACCACGGUCAUACGUUCACCACAAAAAUCCCCUUCAAGUCAGUUGUGGAGGCAAUCAAUAAGUCAGCCUUUGUGGCAUCACCCUACCCCGUAAUACUCUCCAUUGAAAAUCACUGUUCAAUACAGCAGCAAGCCCGGAUGGCUCACAUAUUCCAGAACGUUUUUGGGGAAAAGCUCGUGGGGAAGUUCCUGUUUGACGUGGAUUACAGCGAAGAUCCUGUCCUACCGUCACCGUCCCAGCUGAAGCAUCGUAUUCUCAUCAAGAACAAAAAGCUCAUUGUGGAUAUUCCAUCGACAAUUUCAAAUCCCGCCCUGAGAUCUUUUGCCAGCAGAAGCAACACGGGCCUCAAGCACCAAGCUAGUCAAUCGGGUAGGACGAGUUCAAUCAUCAGCAAUGUCAGUGGUGGCUCAGUCAACGAGGAGUUCAGUGAUGAUGAAUAUGAGGAUGACGAUGACUUUGAUAACAUCGAUGAGAAAACCCUCCAUAGUAUUUUUGGGUCGACAGAUGAGAAAUCCUCACGCUACAGUUUGUCAUCAUUUUCAAAUGUAACGCCAACACGUCGGAUUGAUAUUGACGAUAAGCAGCCAAAGAAGCGAAGCAGCCAAAUAGCACGAGAACUCUCGGACCUUGUGAUAUAUGUGCAGGCAAUUAAAUUCCGCGGCCUCAACCCCAUCAGUCCGCACAAUUCGGUACGUCUGCAGCAGCCACCGAGUACGGCGAGUUCUAGUGCCUCCCUCGUAACAGUGGGAAGUAUUCUCAAGAGUGGCAGCGGCGGUGGGGGCGGUGGUGGUGGUGGUGGGGGGAAUUCGGGGCCACCAUCGAGUUCUGUGGAUUCCACAUCAGCAGGGUCGGAAACUGAGUCUCAGCACACAACAUCAUCCAGCCACAGGAAGUUGAUGCACCCGAAUGUGAAUCAUCCGUGCUAUCAGUGUUCAUCCAUCAAUGAGGCCAGCACGAAGAAACUCUGCCGGAAGCAUCCACUGGCCGUGAUUGCACACACUCAGACGCAACUUAUGCGGACCUACCCAGCGGGUCUCCGUAUUGAUUCGUCCAACUUCAAUCCCACCUUCUUCUGGGCCUUUGGCAUCCAAAUGGUGGCACUCAACUACCAAACAGACGACCCACCGAUGCACAUAAAUACAGCCAUGUUCGAGGAGAACGGCAGCUGUGGCUUUGUGUGCAAACCCGAUGUUCUCUGGGAUCCCACGCAUCUCAUGUACAGGCGCUUUAGUCCGUUGGAGAAGGAAUUCGAUGGGUUGCAUUCGUCGCAAAUUGUUAUAAAUGUCGUCUCGGGGCAGUAUGUGUGUCAGAAUAAUCUUCUCUGCAGCACAUACGUUGAGGUGGAGAUGAUUGGGAUCCCCGUGGAUUGUAGCAAGAAGAAGACGAAGACAAUUAAGAAGAAUGCGCUGAAUCCCAUUUGGAAUGAUACCUUCUUCUACAAGGUGAUGUUUCACGAUCUCGCCUUCCUGCGCUUCAGUGUGUUUGAUUCGGAUUCCAAUCAUUUGGUGUCGCAGCGUGUUAUCCCACUCAAGUGUCUUAGACCUGGCUAUAGGCAUGUUAGGCUGCGCUCACCGACCAAUCAACCACUCAGUAUGGCCUCGUUGUUUGUCUAUUCGCGCGUCGAGGAGGAAUCUCUGGAGCGCACGUCGGACGAAGCUGCGGAAUUCAUGAGUGGCACGCAUGACGACGGUGCUCUCACACACAGCCACGGUGAGGGUGGUGCGAGGGUGGAGGCAUCACCAUUUGUAGGUGCGAACAUACCCUUGAAGCGUCGCAUGUUCUUCCUCAUGGUGUACGGCGUUGUGACGGAUGAGCCGUACACGAUACUCAAAAUCACGCAAGAGAGCACCACGCAGGAGGUGAUCAUGCAAGCGCUGCAGAAGGCGAGCAAGUCACCACUAAAUGUCAAUGACUACAUUCUCGUUGAGGAAGUUCGGCGUGGGUGGGAGAAGAAGGACCGGGAUUUACCUUCGACACAGCGUGUGUUGGAUAUGUUUGAGAAGCCCCUGCAGGCGCAGGGUGUGUGGAGGGGGGAGGGACGAUUCAUUCUCAAGCGCAUUGGUGAUGAUCCCAGCAGUAGGGCAUGGCUGACGUCGAUACGGAGUGUCAGUGAGAGACGCUCAAUUUGCGAGAGUGGUGAUGGCCCAUCAUCGUGGGAUGAUGCUGACAACUUCCUCGUUUGCAUCUACAACGUCUCCCCCGAUAUACCGUAUGCCAUCCUCAAGGUACCCAUUGGAUCCACAGCGCAGGAUGUUCUAGCACAGGCACUCAUCAAGGCGAGACGCCUGGAGAAUCCGAGCAAUUUUGUCCUGGUUGAGGAACUCGAGUACGGCGGUGGGGGCAGUUCAAUGGUAACCAACACCCAGCAACGCUCCCUGCAUGACGAUGAGAAUGUCUACUUAACCCAAGCAAAUUGGAAGACAAUCGGACGAUUUAUUCUUCAGGAGAAAAGUGUCGCGACGCCGUCAAUGCGACGACAUCGUCUGGCCAUCGAUAAGAUUAGUCGGGGGUUCAGCAUAAGCAGAGCAGCGGUGUUGAGUAGCAACAAAUCCCCCAUUCAGGUGGCCCUCAGUGAUCCAACAACAUCACGAUCGCGCUCCAAAGUCGACGAAGCGGGACACUCGCAAAUGGGACGCGGGAUUUUCCGGGCAAAGGGGAAUUCCGAGAAGGAGACGCCCACAUGCAGUCCCAGACCGCGGCAGAGGGAGGUCCAUUCAGAGGGGGAAACCCUCAGUGAUGAUGACAUCAAGGAGAGCGACUUGAUGUCAACGGUGUCACGGCUGAAGAAGAUGUCCAUCAGGAAAUUGAAAGCCUGGAAAACCUGAGUGUUGCACUAUGCAUCCUCGUAGAUCGAGGAUACACACUAAACGCUCUACAACCCCCCGCGCAGUCACAGCACUCGAAAUCAAUGGUUUUCCACCGAGUUUUCCUCAAAAUAUAUAAAUAAAUAGAAUUUAAAACAAUUUCAAGCAACUUGUAGUUUGUACAUUUUUUGAAUAAACUUUUCUUCCCGGAAUGGUUUGAUGUGCUUCCCGGAAAGUGCCAUAAGUGGCUGGAGGUUGUGUAGUCAUCCUGCUCAUUGCGUCAGGAAGUUUCUAAGGGAUCUUAGGCAUAUCCUUUUCAACACUCUGCUGAUCCUUGAUUUCAUCUUUGGGUCCAAAUCUUUCCAUUUAGGAAGUUCCCCUUGCAAUUGCGUGAAUGGUUUUUAUAGACUCAAAUUUUGACCCCUAAAUGGCAUCAAGGAUCAGCCGGAUGUUGAAAAGGAAGUUCCUAAGAUCCCUAAGAAAUUUCCUGUUACAAUGGGCAGGAUGACUACACAACCCCCAGGCACUUAUUGCGCUUUCCGGGAAGCACAUCAAACCAUUCCGGGAAGAAAAGUUUCUUUAAAAAAAUGUUAAAACUGCAAGUUGCUACAAUUUCAAAUUUCUCAUUGAUAAAUUCAUUCUUCUUUUUUUUUUAAAUAAUAAAUUAGUCAAUUUUGCUAAGGACUAAAGGCAAGAAAUUAAGGGACUCUUGUGCAAAAUGAAAAAAAGAAAUUCAAACUUGUAUGGAAAUUGUGGAAAACUCAUGGAAGCACACUAAAACAAGAAGAAAAAAACAUUAUCACACUGUUCAUUACAAUGUACUUAAUAAUGUUAUUUACUUUUAUUAAUUAAUUAUGGAAUUGACGAAUUUACCACUACAAAGAAAAAAAUUCAAAUGUAAAAAAAAAAGUAUUUUGAAAAGAAAAGUGUAAAAAAACUAUAUCAAAAAAAAAGAAAAGAAAUCAAGCGUUAAUGCAGAAUUUUCAAUUGAAAAUUUGAUGUAGAUAUAAAAUGAAAUCUCUGAAGAAAAUUCUUUGUGUGAUCUUGAAAUAUUCAAGCAACGUCUUUUAAUUUUUCAAUUUAGGUUGAAAUCUUUAAAACUACAAAGAAUUCUAAGGAUGUUUUGAAUUUUCUUUUAAUUCUCUGAACUUAAGCCGAUUAAGCAGGUUUGUGGAUUUACUUAAAUUAUAAUCCGUUCUUGAAAGGAACUAAAGUGAAGCUUAAUCACAAGUAAAACUUCUUUAAUUAUUUCUCUGAUUAAAGUUUCUCAAUAUUCUUCAACUGAAAUUUAUUUUUUUUUAAAUAUCUUUCAAAUCAAUUAAUUUUCGUAUUAACCCUUUGACGUACCAUGAGAGUUUUUUAUUCAAUAAAUUUUUUAAGAGAUGUUUGAGCUAAUUUUGAAACUAAAAAUAUUAUUGUUUUCUUCUUAAGGCAUUGGGUGAAAUUCACGAAUCAGACAUUCUUAAGAUUUCAUAAGUUUUCUUAAUAAAAUCUUUAGAUUUCUUAACUUUUUUUUAAAGAGAAUCUUAAGAUUUCUUAAGUCAGGUUGAUUUUGUAGGAUUUUACUAAAUGUAUAUACUUAUUUUCCGAUAAUUUUUACGAGUUUCGAGGUUUGAAGACGAUAAAGUCUUAAGAUUUACUUAAGCUUUUAGCUGUGUUUCUUUCAGACACAGCUUUUGUGUACCGAGCAAAAUCGAAAGUCGUCAGAUCGGGCUCAAACUUGGGAUGAGCACGAAUUAGGGUCCCCACAUUCCAAAAAACGUAUGCGCCAAAAAAAUUUUUUUCCGGCCGUCCGUCCGUCCGUCCGUCCGUCCGGCCGUAGUACAACGCUAAAUUGCGAGAGAACGGUGAUAGAUAGAGACUUGCGGUAAACGGCAAAGUUUAAAUAUCGACCUGAAGAAAUCCGAUUAUGAAGUCAAAUCCACCCCCCCACCCCUCCGUCCGCCAUUUUGGAUAACCUCAAAAUUUUGUUUUCGCUAUAUCUCAGCCCCUAUUAUAGCUAGAGGUCUGAAAUUUUGAUAUGUUGUAGGGGUCAUCAAGAGCUUUCCAACGAUACCUCAUUUUCGAAAAUCGGUCAAGCCGUUUAGUCAAUAUGGCCGCCACUAUUUUUCAUCGAAAAUCGACCAUAACUCGAAAACGGCUUGACCGAUUUUGAUCAACCCGGGUUCAAAUGAAAGAUCUCAACAAACCCUACAACUCUCUAGAACAUCCAAAGUUUCAAAAGUGACCGCUAGGGGGCCAAAAAUCAAAAACAAAAUUUUCGAUUAGUUUUCGAUGAAUAUCUCGAAAACGACGACAUAAAUUUUUUUCAUUUUUUCAUAUGUUGUAGCUGACCAUAUUAUCUAGCUUCAUGCCAAAAAUGAAGAAAAUCUAUGGAUCCGUUCUCGAGAUAUAGCCUUCCAAAGUUGGCAUGUCAUAUCUCGGGUUCUACAAGUCCGAUCUUGAUCAACUCAAGCGCAAAUGAAAGGUUUCGAGAAACCCUACAAAUGUCUAGAACAUUGCAACUUCGAAAAAUGACCGCAAGAGGCGCUAAAAUCGAAAACAAAGUUUUCGAAAAUUUCGAACUCGAAUUUUUCGAAAAUGGCGACAUAAAUUUUUUUCAAUUUUCGAUAUGUUAUAGCUGACUUCGAGACCUUUAAAACAAAAAAAAAUUUAUGAAAAUCUAUGGAUCCGUUCUCGAGAUAUAGCCUUCUAAAGAUUUCUUAGGGUAUGACUUUUCAACUUUUCCCGACUUUGCGCGUAUUUAAAUUAAUUUGCGUUCUAGUUUGCUCUCACAAAAUUGGUACACUGAAAGAAACACAGCUCCCGUAAGCUUGGUCAGCUUACCAGUACAUUUUAUUAUUCGUUUAGAGAACACUUAAGGAUUUUCCAGGAAGGAAUUUGGGGAAAAUCAGUCAGAAAAUAUUUUUUUCAUGUUUUCCCAUAACUUUGGAAAAAUUCUUGCAAUUUUUGUAAGCACAAUUUUCUAUUUCUUAAGUUUAAAAAAAUCUUGAUUGUCUUCAGACAUCUAAAUUCGUAAAAAUCAUCGAAAAAUAUACAUUCAGUCUAAUUUAGACUUACUUAAGAAACCUUAAGGUUCGCUUAAAAAAUUUCUCAAAAAAACUUAAGAUAUCGCGUUUAAUUUGAAAAUUCCGCUUCUGAAAACAAAUUUUUAAUAAAAUUAUUUGAAAUUUUAACGUUUCCCCCGCUCUCCCUAAAUAAAAGAUUUAUGUAUUCUAUUAAAGAAUCUUUAUGAUAAAUUACAUUUUUUUUUAUUUUCUUCAAAUCCAAAAAUUUGCAUAGAAUAUUUCGAGAUCGCUUCUCCCAAAAAAAAAUUUUAAAAAAUCAUUCAAAAAUAAAAAAUUAUUAAUUAAAUUUCUACCUAUAAACUACAAAAAAAAAAGAAAGAAAAUUGUAACUCUAUAAGAAAAAAAACACUGUUUAACGCCUACAACUUCCACUUUAAGAAGUAUCUCAUCGCAAUUCAAAUAGCUUUAACUAAUCAUAUCGUUACAAAUCUAAAAGAAAAAUUAAAAAAAAAACUUCAUCAUGCAUCACUGAAAUGACAUAUUUUCUACGUUUUAUUUUUCAACUAACCAAUGAAAAAUACUACGUCUUGUAGUAGCUUUUAAGCCUCACUUGAAAAUGAAAAUUUGAGAGUUAUGAAAAUUUUGAAGAAAAAAAAAUGUAAACAUAUUGAAUAAAUUGGACCAACAAGAAUAACUUAUUAUGUAAAAAAAAAUCAACUUAGAAUGAAGGACAUUUCGUCGAUAUUAAAAAAAAAACAAAGUGUUAUAUACUUACAUAAUAUAGUGCAAGAAUGCAAAAAAAUAUAUAUAAAAACGAGUUAAAAGUACGAGUAUUAAAAUAUCAAUGUUAAAUUGGCAACAAAUGGAAAGGUUCAGCAUUAAAUAAAAUAUAUAUCAUGUUAGGAGACAUUUUAAAACUAUAUACAUAUAUCAUUUUUCUAAACAAUUAAAUAAAACAAUCAAACAAAUAACAUAUUUUUUUGUUUAAAAAUUCAAAUUAAAUCUUUGAGAAAUUAUUUAUCAAAAAUAUAUUCAUUUAAUUAUGCAAAGUUUCCCUUUCAUUUAAUAGAAAAUCCUUUAAAUUAAUUUGUUAAUUUAUGAAAAUUGUUAAGUUUAUGUAUUGUUCGUUGUCUUUGCAAAAAGUACUUAUAUUCUUCACAAUUUAUGCUAAAGCAACAUGAAUUUAUUCCUUUUUAUUUCUCUUCAAAACAAUUCUAAGACUAUAGAGAAAAAAAAUUAACAUUUCUUAGAAUUAAAAAUGAAUAAAUAAGUAGAUAAAACAUUUUUCAAAAAAAGCUCAUCUAUCCAAAAAAAAUGACUAAAACACAAUAAAAAACACAUCAAAAUGGCUUUUAAAAAGAAACUCAUUAGGAAAAAAAAAACAAAUAAAACUUUUAACACAAAUUGCUAUCAAAGUAUUUUUAAAGAAAAAAAUUCUACGACAGCUAUUGGAUUUCUAUUUGAUAAAAAGAAAGAUGAUGAAAGUAAUAGAGAAACAAAAUAGAGGGUUCAGAGAUUCAUUCCAAUUUAGUGAAUAUAAAAUUAAAAAAAAAAAGAGUUACAGUUAAUAGUAAAAAAAAAAGGUGGAAAAUUUAAACGCUGUGUUAAUAGUGAUGGUAAAAAAAAUGAAGAAUAUAAAGAAUAAAUUCAUGAAAUUUACCAAAAGAUAGAACAGAGAUAUUAAUGAUACAUGUUAUAAAGAAAAAAAGAAAUUUUAAUCGAGAAAAUAAAGGAAAAUCUAUGGAAGAAGAAAUAAUUAUGUAAACUAUAAAUAAAUGAAAUGAGAAAUAGUUAUAUUACCUACUAUAAAAAUUAUGUAAUUAACAGAAUGUUUUUCUAAUAUCACUGUGUCAAGAAAAGAAAUUUCUUAAAUGAAAAAAAAUCUUAACUAUAUAUUAAAAGGUUUAUAUAUUUUGUUAGAUUUGUCUUUUAGUAUAUAUAAAAUAUGAAAUAUGAAAGAAAAAAUGAAAUAUUGUAAUAAAAAAAUGAUGAGAUUAAUGUUAUUAUACAACUUAACUACUUAUUAUGUAAAGAUUUCUAUUAAAUUAAUUUUUUAAUUUAAUGAAAAAAUAAACAUGAGAAAUAAAUGUUAUAUUAUGAAGUAAUUACAUAAUUUCUUAAGGCGAUUCCAAAAUUAACCGAUGCCCAAUAUUUGAAUAAAAAGAAAUUAUAUUAGUGUGUAAUUUGAUUUCUUUUGUAAAUUUUAUUAUUAUUCUUAAAAUAGAAGUUUUUCGGGGGAAUUGAAUUGGAACAAAAAAAAGGUAAAAUAUGAGAACAAAAAAAACUUUAGAAAUUACAAAAUUUUGUGUUAUAUGCAAAGUUAGUGAAGGAGCUAAAGAUGAUAAGAAAAAAUUAUAGAGCAUGAUGAUAAAAAAAAAUCAACUGGUCGCCUUAAAAAAUUUAAUUGUUGUGAUUUUGUGAGUCAAAUGUGUGUGGAAAUGUAGAAAAUGAUGUUGUGUGGUUCAGAAGUAGUUGGAAAAUCUUCUCUUACACACAUUUUUCACACCUUUUCCCAUUCAAGUCUCUGAUUGUCUUCCUUCUACACACUCAAAGAUAAAAGCUGCAAUUUACCACACAUAGGGUAAGAUUCACCAGUCAGACAUACAUUCCUUAACAAAGACUUAGUUUUCUUGAGAUUUUUAAAGUUUUCGUAAGAUUCGUUAAGUUUUCUCAAGAAUGUCUUAAGUUUUCAUAAGAUUUCUUAAGAUUCCUUAAGAAAAAACUUAAAAUUUCUUAAGAAAAAAUUAAUAGUAAAUCAAAUCGAGCAAAAGGAUUUCUAUGAAUUUCGAUACCUGAAGACGGUCAGAGAAAGUCAUGAAAAAAUGCAUUUUGCUCGAUUUACUUAAGGAAAUCUUCAGUUUCACUUAAAAAAAAAAUUAAAAUAUUAAAUGUUUCUCAUGAAAUGUUAAGUUUUUCCUAAAGGAAUCUUAAGAAAUCAUAUAAAAAUUUAAGACAUUCUUAAGAAAACUUGGAGAAUCUAACGAAAACUGUAAUAAUUUUAAGAAAACUUAAUUCUUUGUUAAGGAAUCUUAAGUCUGUCUGACUAGUGAUUUUCACCCAAAAAAAUUCACAUUCUUCUGUAUUAUUCUAUUCUACCUCAAGUUGGAUAAUAUUCUUACGACUUUACAACCCAGAAUGGCAACAAAAUUGAUUUGAGUUGUGAUUUAAAAGGUAAAAAUUUGCGUUAUUUUCUACUUUUCCUUCGCACCGUCUUUGACUCUCUUGAUUUCCGACACUUUCCACCACCAAUACUUACCCUUCUUCACUCAUUGAAGUGUAUGAGAAUGGUAAAAAAAUAAAUAAAUCUCGAUGCUGCACAUCGCAGAAGAAGUGUCCUCUGUGAGUGCUAUUUUUCUUGUACUUCAAAUUAGAUUAUAUUUUUUAUUGAAAAAAAAAAACUACAAUGCCAGUGUGAAAAGAUUUGAAUCUAUAAAACAAAUAAUGUGCAACACAUCAAGAGAUUUUCUUAAAAGCAAAAAUUCAUUAAAAUGAGAUUUUUGCAGAACUUUGCUAAUUGUGUAAAAUCAUUUUUAGAGAACAAAGUUAAAGAGGAUAAGGAACACACAAUACACACGAGAUAAAUGCAAAAAAAGUACCAUUAAAUUGUUCGAGUAAAAAUGAAAUGUGUAUCAUCUUUUAACUUAAUAAUGAAAAAAAAAGGAAAAAGUGAACAAAGAAAAAUAUAAAAUAUUUUACAGUAAAAAUAAUAAAAACUGAUACAAUGCAA
Messenger RNA from Lutzomyia longipalpis, 13457 nucleotides. RefSeq names its product 1-phosphatidylinositol 4,5-bisphosphate phosphodiesterase epsilon-1-like. NCBI's taxonomy places the organism in Eukaryota, Metazoa, Arthropoda, Insecta, Diptera, Psychodidae. The record is from RefSeq and is a predicted model, not a curated record. Gene Ontology annotation, molecular function: guanyl-nucleotide exchange factor activity; phosphatidylinositol-4,5-bisphosphate phospholipase C activity. The coding region runs from base 834 to 6743 and encodes 1969 amino acids. The transcript is spliced from 17 exons. Gene Ontology annotation, biological process: lipid metabolic process; phosphatidylinositol-mediated signaling; small GTPase-mediated signal transduction.